Thamnophis elegans (Western terrestrial garter snake) is the source of this 465-nucleotide messenger RNA. RefSeq names its product phospholipase A2-like. The transcript is spliced from 4 exons. Gene Ontology annotation, molecular function: phospholipid binding; calcium ion binding. Gene Ontology annotation, biological process: lipid catabolic process; arachidonate secretion; phospholipid metabolic process. Lineage: Eukaryota; Metazoa; Chordata; Lepidosauria; Squamata; Natricidae. The record is from RefSeq and is a predicted model, not a curated record. Bases 1 to 465 code for a protein of 154 amino acids.
AUGGAACGCCAGCUGGUGACACUGCUGCUGUUUCAGGCAGUAUGGAAUGGUGUUCUUGGAAAAAAACACUUUGUGAAAAAAAGAGGACUCAUUGAAUUAUAUGAAACCCUAAAAUGUGGUACAAGGCGAUUUCCUUUGGCCUAUAUAAAUUAUGGAUGCUAUUGUGGUUCAGGGGGAAGCGGAUGGCCUACGGAUGAAACAGAUUGGUGCUGCCAUAGACAUGACUGCUGUUAUGACUUUGCACAACGACAAGGCUGUCACCCCAUAACAGACAGAUAUAAGUGGACUUGUCAGAACAAUACUGUGAUAUGCGAUGCUGUUCUAGAUAGAUGUCAAAACAUAAUUUGCCAGUGCGACAAAGAAGGAGCUCGAUGUUGGAGAUUUGCCCCAUUCAAUAAGCGUUACAUCUUCUGGCCAAAUAAUCUUUGUGGCCAGAUAUAUCCUUCAUGUGGCUAUAAGCAUUAA